Messenger RNA from Hypomesus transpacificus, 3203 nucleotides. It is a transcript of the gene bcas1, whose product is annotated as brain enriched myelin associated protein 1. The transcript has 5 exons. Gene Ontology annotation, biological process: myelination. The coding region runs from base 456 to 1946 and encodes 496 amino acids. NCBI's taxonomy places the organism in Eukaryota, Metazoa, Chordata, Actinopteri, Osmeriformes, Osmeridae. The record is from RefSeq and is a predicted model, not a curated record.
CACACCUUAAUCAGCACAUAUGCCACCCUUCACUGUGACUCAGACUCUCUGGGAUAUCAGAGGGAAUACGCUUGAUAAAGCUAAACUCGUCACAUUAUGAUGAAGAAGACCUUAGAUAACUGAAGAGAUUAUUAUGAGUGGAUCAGAGAUGCUGUGACAGAGACUUUUGCUGAUGAGGCUGUAGGUUUGGUUCAAGAAGAAGACCUAGUUUAUUGAUGAAAGAAAGACACACCCCUUCAAGAUCAGACUUAUCACCUGGGUACUCUGGAGGAUAUCCACAGUACACUACAUAGCAGGUUGAAAAGCAAGUGCACCUCCAGUUUUCCGAAGGCUGAGAAUAUAACAAACGGAUAGCCCUUGUUGCUUUUCCACAAGAUUUAAAUAUAUUAAAUAUUAAAGGAGGAGACUCGAGCUGCUUGUUGAUCUGUACCUGCACGUCUUGUUCUUGGGUAAAGAUGGGGAAUGAGCAAUCUACUCACAAACAAAAUGGGCUCCAAACUAAGGUUGAAGAAGUCACUCUGCAGCAUCAAAAUGGAGGACUCAAUGGCCACGCUGUAAAAAUCUUGGAAAACAAUGUUGUCAGUGAGGUUGCAGUGCAGAAAAGUUGUGAGACACCCACAUCAACCCUCUCAUUGGAGAUAGCACUUGACCAGACAGAUGAUACCAGUUUUCCUCUGGCUGAAGAGAAUGCAUGUCUCCCUGAGAAUGUGGAACAGAAGAAGGAGACUGAAAUCCCCUCCCCUGAUUUACCCAAGAAAGAUCCCAAGGAGACAGUGGAAAAAGUUACCUUCUUUGACAAGCUAUUCAAAAAGAAAACACAGACACCAUCCAUUGUGGAGAACUCGCAGGAGACAAAUAACCCCAAUGAAAAUCCCUCUUCACCUGUAGCUGAUGACCCACAAUCUGAUUUACAAAAUCGGUUUGCUGACGCAUCUAAAUUGUGUGAAGCUGAAAUUUCGACACAGAGCAAAUCAAAACACUCAACGGUGGAGUAUGCAUUGCAACCAGAAGCAGAAACACCCCCCAGUGGAUCAGAUCCAGAUCCAGCAGACCAAAACACCAGCCUUGCCUUUGAAGUGGUGAAGCAUGUUAAGGUUGAUGCCAGUGUUGCAGGUGCAAUUGCUAGUGCUGUAGAAGUUGUUAAGGGGAAGGUUGAAGAAACUGAAGCGGAACUCGAAGCAGCUGAAUCAACUGUGUUGGCAAUUGUUGAGGCUGUUGAGGUUGAGGCUAUAGAUGAGGGUGGUGAGAAUAAUGACUGUGAAGAGGCUCGUAUUAUCCUAGAAAUAACUUCCAGUGGUGUCAUGGAAGUCCCAAAAUAUAAGAUUAAAGAAGAGAGUGCUGCAGCGUCGGGUGCUACCAUGGAGUUUAAUUCUGAGGGCUUCAAAGAGGAGUCCGAAAAUGAAUCAAAUCGCAAGGAUGUGGCAGCUGAUGCACAACCAGAAACCACUCAAGACUCUGGAUCUAGUCCUACUGCAGAGGGAACAUCUCCUGCCCCGGAAGUGGUGGUGUGUGUUCUUGAUUCCAGUGUUGUUGAGGCAAUCACCAAGGUUGAGGCCAUGGCAGCGGAAGCUGAAGACAGCCCACAGCCUGAGAAGGAAAAGAAAGCACAAUUAUGUAAAUCAGACUCUGAAAUGGACUUGGACUGCACUGAAGAACCUGAUCUCACCUUGUCUCCUUCCAGUGCCCAGGAAUCCGUAGACGCCAUGGUUGAAUCCAAGGAGGACAGUAGUGCUGCUGUGAAACUGAAAGAGGAUGGUAGCCUGGUGCUCAGCAAACCUCCAGAUGAUAAAUCAUUUUCACUGUUGCUCAAUCAUCUAGAGUCAGCUUGCAAACAAAGUUUUGUAAAAUCCCAAUUUAAGCUUGUACAAAUUGAGUCGGUUGCACAGGGUUACACUAUUUGCAUUAAACUAGAAGUGGACGUACAGGAGAGUAACGUGAAAUGUUAGAAUCACACUAUCACACUGUUGACAUGAUUGAAUGUAGCAUUGUGGUUACAUUCAAGUCUUAUGUUACAAGUUUUCUAUAAUUACAAAUACUAAUAAUAUUUUUUUAAUUAAAGUGUUUGUUAUGUAUAAAUAAUGCUUGUAUGUGCCAACAGAUGUUUUCAAAAUACAUCACAAAUCAACACAUUGUCUGCUAAAAUAAAGCUUGAACAGGUUUCAUAUGAAAUGUGCUAAAUAUUUCACACGUACAUACACACAUACCCCAACUGAUCUAAGCACAAACAAGGCUCACUAAAGGCUAUAGGUUAAAUGCUUUGCUUAAUCUUAAUUGCUUGGCAAGAUUGUAAGUUUCAGCCUCGUUACUUUUAGACAGUACACAUCAGCAUACUAUACUAUGCCCUUGCUGUAAGAUCUUGUUUUCUCACUCACACAAAACAUGUACUUGAUUGGGGUUGAACCAUAGCUAUCUGCUGGAAAAGUAAACUGCCAAUUAGUAGACCAAAUGGAUGUAAUUGCAGUUAGGAAAAUGAUUGAGACUUCAAGGCCAAGGCCACAGGAUCGCUUCAUACUUGGUUCCUUUCUGUAUCCAGACAAACACACAUCCUUGAGCAUAUGAUAAUUGGAAGAACUGAAUGUGAAUUUAACAUUUUGACCCCACUCUUUUUCAAGCCUUUAUGACAGCUGUGCUGAUGGAAAAAUAACACAUUCUGACAUUUUUUUAGGCACAAGACUGCAUUUUAUUGUAGACGCAACUACAAUUAAAAACAUUCUUAGUUGAUAUCUGCACACAUGCCUGAAUAAUGAAUGAAUAUUGUCAUAUUUAAGAAUAAUCUAUACUAAAUUGAUGUGGGACCCAUUCCCUUCUCAUCAGAUAAAAAAGCUGUACAUUUAACAAAUAUAAAUUUGCCUUGAAGCAAGAUAGAAACAUUGUCUUACAUUUCUCCAAGCAUAGAGCCAUAAGUGUAGAACAUAGCAGAAUACCAAUAGGGGUUGGUGGGGUGGGCACAGACAUUAAUAAAAGGGUGAUUGUUGAUAGAGCCCUGAGUAGGCAGAGGCAUGGAUGGAAUUGUGCUCCCAGCUCAAUGCUUUGAUUAACAGUGCCUGCAUAUCAGCUCCUCUGCUGCUCCAACACAUCUCCAAGAGCUCAUUCUUUGUGGCUAUCCAUAGGAACUUGCUGAGCCAAAGGAAGAUUCAGUGACAUUUAAGGAGCCAAACUGUGUGUCUGUCACCCCUACCCCGGAGGAAGGCACAACACCUGAG